CAGCCUGGUGCCGUCUAGGAGAUUGCAUCCGAUCGUACGUCUCCUUCGUUCUGUAGCACUGUAGCUAUCUGCUACACCAUGUCGGACUAUUGGGUAUCGCGCAAGAAGUGGACUUGCAAGUACUGCGAUAUCACCAUAAACGAUGACCUGCCCUCGCGGCAGCAGCAUGAGGGAGGAUUCCGCCACAAGAACAACGUGGAGAGGGCCUUGAAGGACAUCUAUCGCAAGAGUGAGCAGGACAAGAGGGACAAGGAGCAUGCUAGGAGGGAAAUGCUCAAGAUCGAGCGCCUGGCGAAGGAAGCUCAUCAAGGGGACCUCGAACGGCAGUCUGGCUCACCAGCAGCUUCAGCUUCCCAACAACAACCAUCCUCAGAGGCAAGCACAUCAACCGAUGACUCCUCAUCCGCCUCGACAUCAACCGCGAAGCCGGCACCUCCCUCGACCAGGGCCUGGAAGCCCUCCGACCAAUUGUCCGCCUACGGCUCAGCAGCUGCAGACGAGGCGCGGCGCUUAGCAGCAGAGGAAGAGGAAGCUGCUCGCGAGGCUACCGAGGCAGAGGAGGAGGCUCGCAAGCAGGGCAUAGCCGGGGAAUGGCAGUCCGUCGCCGAGCCGACUCCUUCGGGGUCUCAUCUGCAGGGAGACGGGCCGGCGAGCGAUCGAGAUCGGGCUAGGGCCUUUCGCGUGCGAGAGAAGGUAGCGCCUUCCUACCACGAUGGGGGAGCGGACGAGGAGGGAUCUCUAGGGCCCAUCAAGGUCAAGAAGAGGAUCAAGGUCGAAGCAAGUGCGGAGACAGAGGAUGAGCAAAGGCGGAGGAUGCUGCCACAAUGGACGAGCAUGUCUCUGAAUCGAGGCGGCUCGGCGAUGAAGCAGGAAGCAAAGAAGGAGGAAGACACAGACGAGAAGCCGGCAGUGAUUCCACCUUCCACUUCGCAGCCUUCCAGAGAAGAACUUGCCGUUAAAGCAGAGGAGGAGGAUCGGGUGACCAAGCCAGAGGAGACGAGUCCAGCGGUCACUACAAGUGCAACCGAGAAGACGGACGGUGGUGGCGGAGAGCUGGCGACGAUAACACCUGCGACGACAGCAAGAGAGGGAUCUGCUGAGGAGAAGGGUGGAGGCGGCGGAGGCAUGUUCAGGAAACGCAAAGCUGGGGCAGGGGCAGGCUCGAAGAAGGUUCGGAUGUUCUGAACACAGAUGAGAGCAACAUUGCCAAUGGCCGGCGCCUCAAGUUAUUGGGAUCGCACACUCAAUGUAUAUCUUUCAGGAUCAUUUCGAUUUGAGGGUAUGAACGAUGUGACUACAAUGACAACGCCUACUUCCAG
Messenger RNA from Microstroma glucosiphilum, 1319 nucleotides. RefSeq lists its product as hypothetical. The record is from RefSeq and is a predicted model, not a curated record. Gene Ontology annotation, cellular component: precatalytic spliceosome; nucleus. The transcript is spliced from 2 exons. Gene Ontology annotation, biological process: mRNA splicing, via spliceosome. Gene Ontology annotation, molecular function: zinc ion binding; RNA binding. Lineage: Eukaryota; Fungi; Basidiomycota; Exobasidiomycetes; Microstromatales; Microstromataceae. The coding region runs from base 79 to 1185 and encodes 368 amino acids.